ACCUCACAACUCGUUCUCACUUCCUUCCUUUCACCUCCAACAAUGGCGAAAACAAAUUCCACCAAACCCUCCCAACCUACAGAAGGGGACGUUGACACUCUCAAAUCCGACAUCGCCUCUUUCGCUUCUCAGCUUGGCUUGUCCACUUCCCAAUCCUAUUCAGGUUUCAACGAUGUUGAUUUUCGCAAAACCAAGCCAAACACUGAGAAAGCCACACCCCAAAAUACCCAGAAGCCAAAAAACGAUACCAACAGACCCCAUGAGCAUCCCAACCCCAAUUCCAAACCCAAACCCAAACCGAGACCAAGACCAAACCCCCCUGUUGUGUCAGUAGAUGAUGCCAAUAAGGACAAAGGGUUCAACAAGUUUAAGAGUCUCCCCAAGCUUCCUUUGAUGAAAGCAAGUGUUUUGGGUGUUUGGUUUGAGGAAGCGGUUGAGCUGGAAGCUAAGGUGAUUGGGGAGGGGAAGAAGGCGGAGAUAAGGAAUGUGGGAGAGUGGAAAAGCCUUGUGCAGAAGAAGAAGGAGCUUGGUCAGAGGUUGAUGGCACAGUAUGCUCAGGAUUAUGAGGCAACCAGGGGUAAGAGUAGUGAUAUUAAGAUGUUGAUUACUACACAGAGGUCAGGGACUGCUGCUGAUAAAGUAUCUGCGUUCUCUGUAUUGGUGGGGGACAACCCGAUUGCAAACUUGCGUGCUCUCGAUGCUCUUUUGGGAAUGGUGACAUCCAAGGUUGGAAAGCGCCAUGCACUGACAGGUUUUGAAGCACUUCAAGAAUUAUUUAUCGCAAGCUUAUUACCAGAUCGUAAAUUGAAGACCUUGAUACAGCGGCCGCUAAAUCACAUUACUGAAACUAAAGAUGGUUACUCCCUUCUACUUUUUUGGUAUUGGGAGGAAUGUUUGAAGCAGAGAUAUGAGCGGUUUGUUGUUGCACUUGAAGAAGCAUCCCGAGACAUGCUACCUGCUCUAAAAAGCAAGGCACUAAAGGCCAUAUAUAUGCUACUGAGUAGGAAGUCAGAGCAAGAGCGCAAACUACUUUCUGCCCUAGUUAAUAAACUUGGGGAUCCAGAUACUAAAGCAGCAUCUAAUGCUGACUAUCACUUGACCAACCUUUUGUCUGAUCACCCGAAUAUGAAGGCUGUGGUUAUUGAAGAGGUGGAUUCUUUUCUCUUUCGCCCUCAUUUAGGACCACGUUCACAGUACCAUACUGUUAACUUCUUGAGCCAAAUUCGACUCUCAAAUAAAGGAGAUGGGCCAAAAGUGGCAAAACGUCUAAUAGAUGUAUAUUUUGCUCUGUUUAAGGUUAUGAUCACUAAGGCAAGCAGCAAUGGAAAGUCUGAUAAAAGUGGUAAGCCAAAUCCAAAAGAAAAAAAAUCAAACGAGCUAUCAGAAUCACAUGCAGAAUUGGACUCACGGCUUCUAUCUGCUCUCCUAACUGGAGUGAAUAGAGCCUUUCCUUUUGUUGCAAGUAUUGAAGCUGAUGAGAUUGUUGAUGUCCAAACACCUAUACUUUUCCAAUUGGUUCAUUCAAAGAAUUUUAAUGUAGGAGUUCAAGCACUAAUGCUUCUGGAUAAAAUUUCAGCCAAGAAUCAGAUAGCCAGUGAUCGGUUUUACCGUGCGUUGUACUCCAAACUUUUGCUUCCAGCUGCCAUGAAUACAUCAAAGGCAGAAAUGUUUAUUGCCCUUCUUCUGAGAGCAAUGAAAAGGGAUAUUAAUAUAAACCGUGUGGCUGCAUUUUCUAAACGUCUAUUACAGAUUGCGCUUCAGCAGCCACCACAGUAUGCAUGUGCGUGCCUUUUCCUUCUUUCUGAGCUCCUUAAAGCCAGACCACCUCUAUGGAACAUGGUGUUGCAAAAUGAGUCUAUUGAUGAGGAACUUGAACACUUUGAGGAUGUUAUAGAAGAAACUGAUAAUGAACCUAAUACUGUAUCAAACAAACAAAUCAAUGCCCUUGAGCCUGUUCAGAAUGGUGUGGAUGCUAAUCCUGACACCGGUUAUUCAGAAAGUGAAGAUGAUCUUCCAGCAUCUUCUGAAGGUGAAGAUUCGGAUGAUGCUUCUGACGAUGCAGAUUUUUUACUUGGAGAGAGUGAAAUGAAUCAUGAGAAAUCAAAGUCCAUAUCUGGCAAUGAAGGUCAUCAAUCACAGGAAUCUACCAAGAAAUCUGUAUUGCCUGGAGGCUAUGAUCCGCGACACAGAGAGCCUUCUUAUUGCAAUGCAGACCGUGUAAGUUGGUGGGAGUUAAUGGUACUUGCUUCACAUGCACACCCUUCAGUUGCUACCAUGGCCAAAACUCUUCUUUCUGGGGCCAACAUUGUGUAUAACGGAAAUCCAUUAAAUGACCUGUCAUUGACAGCUUUCCUUGACAAAUUCAUGGAGAAGAAACCAAAACAAAGCACAUGGCAUGGUGGUUCUCAGAUUGAACCUGCCAAACAGAUGGAUAUGAACAACCAUUUGAUCGGGCCAGAGAUUCUUUCACUUGCUGAAGUAGAUGUGCCACCAGAGGAUCUUGUAUUCCACAAAUUUUAUACAAACAAAAUGAAAUCUACGAAAUCAAAGAAAAAGAAAAAGAAGUCAGCUGAUGAGGAGGACGCUGAGGAGCUGUAUGAUGUUGAUGAUGGCGAGGUUGAAGGUGGGGACGAGAGUGACAAUGAAGAGAUUGAUGAUUUGUUGGAUUCUGCUGAUCAAUCUGUGGAACCAUUCGGUGAAUAUGAUUAUGAUGAUUUCGAUCAAGUAGCUAAUGAGGACGAUGAGGACUUGAUUGGUGAUGUUAGUGAUGCAGAGAUGGAUAAGGAUAUACUCUCAGAUAUCGGAGAGGAAGACAUAGAUGCUCUUCAAAGUGGUGAUGAAGGGAGUGAUGAUGAAGUUGAAGGUAGUGAUGAUGACAAUGAUAUUCAAAUUGGGGAUGUUGAUGAUGCCUCUGAUGAGGAAGAGGAGGAUCAAGUUAGUAAAAGAAAAAGAAAACGUAAAAGUGGUGGCAAGAGUGCUGCGUCUCCAUUUGCAAGUUAUGAGGAAUUUGAGCAUCUAAUGGAUAAUGUUGACCAAAAUGAGAAAGCACCUACCCAAAAGAAACAGAAACAGAAACAAGAAAACAAAAAAAUAAUCUGGUCAAGUUAGCUGCGUUCCCCAAGAUGCAUGGUUAUCCCCCAAGAUGCAUGGUUAUUUUUCUGUCAUUACAGAGCUAUAACCGUUCUGUCAGCAGCUUCAAGAUGCCCAACUCAGCCAAUCGCCAUGUAAUUUGUAUUGUUAGUACCAAUUUUGCAUAUGGUUGUUACCAUGUACUCAUCAUUCUUAUUUCUUACCAAGUGCUUUCUUUUAUACGGACCAAUUUUGGGUAGUAGUGCUUAUUUUUAUGCCUUUUAGACUUAAUGAUUCUUAUUCUUAUGGAUUAGUUCUACAAAAUGUUAAUUGUGGGUGAUAAUGAGAAUGGGAAUAUAGUUUUGGUA
This is a messenger RNA of Lotus japonicus, 3437 nucleotides long. Its product is annotated as protein SLOW WALKER 2. Gene Ontology annotation, cellular component: nucleus. The record is from RefSeq and is a predicted model, not a curated record. Bases 43 to 3108 code for a protein of 1021 amino acids. The transcript is spliced from 16 exons. Lineage: Eukaryota; Viridiplantae; Streptophyta; Magnoliopsida; Fabales; Fabaceae.